GUCACCGUUAACAAUAAAUAAUCCCGUAUAAGUACCCUUACCUAUUAACCUACAGAUCUCUCAUACAUCCACACUUCACCUUUAUGAACAGGGCCACGAAAAUAUCCCUAUAAAGAGCUUCGGCUCGAUUUAUUCAACAGCAACAUGUCUCCCGAAGCUCUAGAGAAGAGAUUCAUUGAUCUACAAGACCGUCUUGCGCUCCUGCAAGAUGCGACUAACCAGCUCAAGGUGCUGAUCGACCGCCUGGCCAACUUCAAGUUCCAACCCGGUUCUGUGCCCCUCGGCGCAAGCGAUGACGACAAUGUCGGGUCUGAACUUAGUUCGGAAAUCAACCAGAUACUGCGCGAACAGGAGGAGGAGCUCGAGUUGCUGCACGAGGAAAUAAUAGAUAUCCACCCAGGAAAGCCAGGGGGCGGUUUACAACACGACAAAGAUAGACUGAAAGACGGCGCAACCCGGCUUGAGGAGGAGCUGCAGAAUUGUCGAAAGGCUUUUAGGAGAGCCCAAGUCUCAGCGAAGCGCAACCUGCAAUUAGCCCAGCGCCAAGAGCGCGAGCUUCUCUACGCCUCCUUUUCGAGCCCCCGAUCCGGCGCCUCGUCCCCCUUACCCCCGGAAUCAGCUACGUUGCUACCGCCCAGCCGACGGAAACCGCGCGCUCGCGCCGAGAUGUCCAAGGAGGAGCAGAUGCUCAGCGCCAGCAGCGACGUGACGGAGUCGAUGCGCAGGACUCAUGAUAUGAUGGCCGCCGAGCUGUCCAAGAGCGACUUCGCGCAUAAUGCGCUGAAGGAGUCGACGGCCGCGCUGUCGCAGCUGUCGGAGAAUUACUCGAGUCUGGAUACCAUGCUGUCGAACUCGAGAGCGCUGCUGGGUACGCUGCUCAAGAGCCAGAAGACUGAUACUUGGUAUUUGCAGUCGGCUUUUUAUAUAUUAGUCGUCACUAUCGGGUGGUUGAUAUUCCGGCGUCUGCUCUGGGGUCCGACGUGGUGGCUCGUCUGGCUCCCCUUAAAGCUCAUAUUUAAGGGCGCAGUUGGCGUAUCGAAUACGGUCUCCCGGCGAAACGCACAAGUAUCAAGUCACGACCUCGACGCGUCUACAACGCAAUCCAGGUCGCCGCAGGUACACAUGAACAACGAAGGGGUCCAGACGGCGCAAGUCAGUUAUCAAUCGGAGCUGUCACGCGAGAGCACAGAGGCUAUCAUGGAGGAAGUUGAUAGGAUUAUUAAUAACGAAACGGCGGAAGAAGAACCCCCUGGAGCGGAAGCAGAAAAUGAUACGCAGGCAGAGGGGAAAGAAAAGGAAGAAACCGUGCUAAGGGAGCGCAACGAUGACGAACCCCCUAAUCCGAAGAAACGCGUGAUGGAAGUAGAAGUAAAAGUAGAAGAGCCCACUGGCCCCCAGUCCUCCAGCAGCGAAGAAAGACCCAAGGAUGAGCUGUAACAUUUAGAAAAACGAAUAAACCACAUCCCUUACCAUUCUCCAAAUUCUUUAUUUGCCGUUCCCGCGGUAUAUAGUUCUGUCUGUUUCGACGGAUAUUAAUUCCCUUUCAAGGCCCGCCG
Messenger RNA from Daldinia loculata, 1556 nucleotides. Its product is annotated as Sec20-domain-containing protein. Gene Ontology annotation, cellular component: SNARE complex; endoplasmic reticulum. NCBI's taxonomy places the organism in Eukaryota, Fungi, Ascomycota, Sordariomycetes, Xylariales, Hypoxylaceae. The record is from RefSeq and is a predicted model, not a curated record. The transcript is spliced from 2 exons. Gene Ontology annotation, molecular function: SNAP receptor activity. The coding region runs from base 145 to 1437 and encodes 430 amino acids. Gene Ontology annotation, biological process: retrograde vesicle-mediated transport, Golgi to endoplasmic reticulum.